UCUUCCCUUCCCUGGGGGAAAUUUUGGAGAGCUCCCACUUUGAACAUAUUCUAGAGAGAGAAAGUGAUAGAGAGAGAAACAGCCUCUUCUCUGCUCCCAAAACACACCCAUACCUAUCUGUGGCUUUCUUGUAUCAACAAUCGUGGUUUCAAGACUGUAUAUUGAGAACUGUGUUUGUACUGGCCAAGACUUUGAAAUAGACACCAGAUUUUCACGAGGAACUGAGGGUUUCUUUGCUACAAGCCUACAAGGCGUUAGCUAAAAACUUCAGCAUUUGUUGACAAACCUCGUAAACAGAAUCGGGGCUACGUGAAUGUUCACUGAGAUAAACUUCAGCAUUUGAGCCUUGGCAAUAUUAUCAUUCUGUAUUGUGUAUUGAUAAAAUAGCUUUCUAUUUCUGGAGACCAUUUGGGUUUAAGAAGAUACUGUAUGAUGAUUUUCUGUUGGAGGUCUAGGGCUUGAUUUUCAAGCUGGAAAUGAGUGCAGGGACAUGGUGAAUGGACAGUGGCAUAGCUUCAGGUCUGUUCCUUUGUUGGAACAUCGGUGCAUUGAACUAGCAGAAGCUUUUUUGUCAUUGGAAGGAUCCCAACUCGUCCUCUACAGGAAUAAGUGCGAUGUCUCGCUGCUUUCCGUUUCCUCCACCAGGAUAUGAAAAGAAGAUUACAAUUGAUGAUACUGGCCUUCUGAAAGAGGAGAAACGCAAGGAUAAAAGAUAUAAGAAGGAUAAAGAAAAAAAAGAUAGGGACAAAGACAGAAGCAGGGAGAAAAACAGGGAAAAAAAGGAGCGUAAGGAGAAGCGCAAGGAUAAGGAUAGGAAUAGAAAAGAUAAGCAACAGGACAAGAUUUCCAAUGAGAAGAGAAUUGGAGGGCAAGGGUGUUCUGGUGCAGAAAAUCUUGGUCCAAAGAGUUUGCAGAAUAACGGGAUCAGGGAUUAUAAAUAUGUGCAAGAGUUGGCCAGAAGAAUCGGGGAUGCAGAUUCAGCAGCAGGAAGCCAAAUGGUUCAGAAGAUUGAUGCUGCAAAAAAGAGAAAAGCUGAACAAUGGGCAGUCCCAGCAGAGAACACUAAUGGCAAUCAUACUGAAGAAAAAGAGAAACCGAAGGAUAAGAUGAGAGAUGGCAGGAGGGUCAAUGGGUAUAGAAACAAUUUUGAGACAAGGUGUCCGGAAAAUGCAAAUGAAAACUUUUUCGGAAUGGAUCCGGAAAGAUCUGAUGCAAUCUCCGCGUCAAAGGAGAAUAAUUUGGAGCAGCACUUGGAUGGGAAGGACAAGAAGAAAAACAAGGAAAGUGCUAAGAGUGAUAAACAGAAGGAUAGACAUCAAGAGAAAACAAGAAUGCCAAUAGAUGAAAAUUGGGAGAAAGAAAAGAAGCAAGAGGAAAAAGCGAAGGAGGUAAAUGAUCAAAGUAAUGGCCAUCUUAAAUUAAAAGAAACCAGUGUUAGAUUAAAAGAAAGUGGUAAGGACUCUGUAGAUUCAUGCAAUUUUAAGCCACCAGGCCUUUUAAAGAGGAGCGGUAAUAGUUCUGUUGGCGAGGGAAAUGUUGGCAAACGUAAAGAUCCUGAGUUGAAUGGAUUUUUACAUGGGAAUGGAUUUCCGAGACCUGUAUCUUCUCACUCAGUUGUAGAAAACGGAAAGAAAUUGGAACCAUGCCAAACUGCUUUCCGGCUUACAGCUGAGAAGCAGGGGCCAGUCCAUAGCCAAAGAGUGGAUGUCAAGGAACACGGAAGUAAUGGUGUGGUAAAGGAUCAAGGAUCCAAUAGAUGCUCAACGAGUUCUGCAUCUGCUGUUUUAGCAGUGCACAGCAAUGGUGACACAUCUGCAAAGCCGCCACAUCCUGAUUCCAAGUAUUUUAAUCGGAUACUUGAUGUGCCCAAAGUGGAGUGGUCUGAUUUUGAUGAUCAGGAAUGGCUGUUUAGCAGUGAUCAUCAGUCAAAGAAGCCCAAAGUGGCCUGCAAUUUUGUUGAUAUGACACCGCAAGUGUGGGCAGAUGCGCUAAAGAUAGAUUCUGCCGAUGUUAUGGCACUGCCAUAUGUCAUUCCAUACUAAAUUCAUAUUGAAUGGAUUUGAUUUUCCGAUAGUAAUAUCCUGAGAAUCUUCCAGGCAGGUAGCCCAGAAGCUGGGUCUUGACAACAUUGUUUUGUUAUCCUGGCCUGUUUUUUGUUUGCCAUUGUUAGUUCUUAGGAUACACUGCUGAUUAGUUCGGAUCUCUGUUGGAGUAAGUUCUACUGGUUUCUGGAUUACUUGUCCUGAAGGUGAUCAUCUCUCUCGAGUUCAGAUUAUGAUGCCACAUACUGAUCAAUAUUUGACCAAGUCUGGAUCCCAAUGGAGAAGCCAUUUUCCUAUGAAAGUGGACCUGUUGAUUCUUAAUUGUUGAGACGGACUUGAUUUAUUAGCCAAGCUGUAACUUACACGAUUGCAAAUAUUAGGAUUGUUCUGGCCUUUGUUGCACGCCCAAUUUUUGUUUUAUUUUAUGUAAGGACUAAGGAUGAAUGGAAGAGAUACCCCAUGUAAAUUAAGGAUGGAAUGAGUUAAGAUUCUACAUUAAUUACAAGGCAUUGGAGGGGACUUUUUUAUUUUA
Messenger RNA from Tripterygium wilfordii, 2574 nucleotides. RefSeq names its product DEAD-box ATP-dependent RNA helicase 42-like. The transcript is spliced from 5 exons. The record is from RefSeq and is a predicted model, not a curated record. NCBI's taxonomy places the organism in Eukaryota, Viridiplantae, Streptophyta, Magnoliopsida, Celastrales, Celastraceae. Bases 615 to 2042 code for a protein of 475 amino acids.